AUGGCGUCGGAUGCAGCUUCACAGAUUACCGUUGGGGCUCUCGGGGCUAUCUUCGAUGAGACCAAGCCCCAGGUGCGUGAGCCGAUCGUUCAGUGUGUACAAGUCAAGCCUCUACCGCCGCAACCAAACCACCCAGAACGUUAUCGGGCCGUCUUCAGCGACAUUGCUAAUUAUGUCCAAACAAUGCUUGCCACCCAAGCCAACCACGUGGUGACCGAUGGACAUCUGCGAAAGGGAUGUUUUGUUCGCCUCAAGUCCUUUCAAGCGAAUUCGGUUAAGGGUAAAAAAAUCCUCAUCAUCUUGGACCUGGAGGUCUUGAAGGAACUCGGCGAGGCAGAGAAGAUCGGAGAGCCCAAGCCGCUAGAAAUCAAGGCCGAAGAUGAGGAGAAGCCUCAGCCAACGACAAUUUCCAGCAAUGGGUUCUAUGGAUCCAAGCCUCCCAGCGCACCGGCACAGCAGUCCAAUCGAGCGCAACCCACACGAGGUCCCUCUUCUUCCGCCCAUGCCACCAUCUACCCAAUCGAGGCCAUCUCUCCCUAUUCCAACAAGUGGACGAUCAAAGCUCGGUGCACGAGCAAGUCAAAUAUCAAGACCUGGCACAACAAGAAUGGCGAAGGGAAAUUGUUCAGUGUGAACUUGCUUGAUGAUAGCGGUGAAAUUCGUGCGACCGGAUUCAAUGAUCAGUGCGACAUGCUGUAUGAUCUGUUUCAGGAAGGCAGCGUGUACUACAUUUCCAGCCCUUGUCGAGUUCAGAUUGCCAAGAAGCAGUUUACGAACCUCAACAAUGACUAUGAACUUACGUUUGAGAGGGACACGUUGGUAGAGAAGGCCGAGGAUCAAAAUGAUGUGCCGCAAAUCCGCUUCAAUUUUACCACAAUCGGCGAUCUGCAGUCGGUAGAGAAGGAUACUACCACCGAUGUCAUUGGAAUCUUGAAGGAUGUCGGCGAAACAUCUCAGAUUGUGUCCAAGGGAACUGGCAAACCCUAUGAUAAGCGUGAGCUUAACUUGGUUGACAACACUGGAUACUCUGUCCGCUUGACCAUUUGGGGUGCGAGCGCAGUCAACUUCAAUGUCCCCCCAGAAUCAGUUGUUGCCUUCAAAGGAGUCAAGGUCUCCGACUUUGGUGGGCGGAGUUUGAGCUUGCUGAGUUCCGGUUCAAUGGCCGUUGACCCCGACAUUGGAGAAGCUCACCGACUGAAGGGCUGGUAUGAUGCACAGGGAAGAACAGAGGCGUUCACUUCCCACGCCUCACUUUCUGGUGCCACUAACUCAAACAUGAAGUCGGAUCCCUUCAAAACCAUUGCCCAGGUUCGUGAGGAACAGUUGGGCAUGUCUGACCAAGUGGACUACUUCUCUCUCAAAGCAACGGUCGUAUUCAUCCGGCAGGAAUCUACCUGGUGCUACCCCGCCUGCCUCUCCGAAGGUUGCAAUAAAAAGGUGACAGAGUUGGAUGCUGGCCAGUGGCGAUGUGAAAUGUGCGACAAGACCCAUCCCCGACCGGAAUAUCGGUACAUCAUGCCGAUCAGUGUGAGCGAUCAUACGGGCCAGCUCUGGCUCAGCUGUUUCGACGACACUGGACGGCUGAUCAUGGGCACUUCUGCGGAUAACCUCAUGCAACUUCGUGAAGAUGACAAUGAGGCAUUCCAGGCAGUCUUCCAUGAGGCAAACUGCCGAACAUGGAGCUUCCGGUGCCGAGCUAAGAUUGAUACAUUUGGCGAGCAGCAACGGGUUCGAUACCAGGUCUCGUCCGCCAAGGCCAUCAACUAUUCCGAGGAAGCUUCUCGUUUGGCAGAGAUCAUUAACUCCUACAGCCUGGACUAG
Molecule: messenger RNA, 1821 nt
Organism: Penicillium daleae
Lineage: Eukaryota; Fungi; Ascomycota; Eurotiomycetes; Eurotiales; Aspergillaceae
Product: replication factor A subunit protein RFA1
Exons: 6
Coding region: 1-1821 (606 amino acids)
Biological process (GO): nucleotide-excision repair; meiotic cell cycle; double-strand break repair via homologous recombination
Cellular component (GO): nucleus; DNA replication factor A complex
Molecular function (GO): single-stranded telomeric DNA binding; damaged DNA binding
Source: RefSeq, a predicted model, not a curated record